AUGUCAAAUAAGCAUAUCCUUCAAUACUUUGUUAAGAAUUCAAAGACAUUCCAAAUUAUCGAUGGUCCUAUAAAUAUUAAUAACACCGAAAAUGAAGUUCUACUAGUACUUGACUCAUCUUUUAAUCCCGCCCACUGGGGCCAUUACACACUUAUAAACAAGGCGGUCGAUUAUUACAGAGACAUUCUCCCACAAGACACAAGAUUCCACGUAUUGUUACUAUUGGCCAUAAAAAAUGCUGAUAAAGCCCCUAAGCCUGCCAUGUUUCCCGAACGAAUGGAUAUGAUGUGCAUACUGGCUAAUUUCAUUAGAAAAACCUUAGAAGACGUUAACGUUUCUGUUGGGAUAACUUCACAUGGAAAGUUUGUUGACAAAGACAAAGAUGUGAAGGAACUAUUCUUCACUGCAUUCAAGAAUUGCAGAAUUGCAUAUUUAGUCGGCUUUGACACAAUAAUAAGAAUAAUGGAUGCAAAAUACUAUGUGCCCACACCUUUAUCUGUAGCUCUGCAAGAGUUUAUGCAACAUGCUGAAUUUUUCUGCCUAACUAGAGAUGAUGAUAAUAAUGAUAUUAAAAAACAGAUCAAUUAUUCAAGUGAUAUAACUGAAGGAAGAUACGAGCCCGCAAUCCCAAGAAAUUGGGGGUCCAAAAUUCAUAGUGUGCUGAAUGAUAACAAAUAUUCCUACAUUUCUUCUUCGAUCGUUAGAAAACAGUUUAGUGAUGGUAAGAGGAAUCUGUUAAAUGAAGUUCCCGAACCAAUAUUACAGUAUCUAGUAAACGAAAGUGACACUAAUGGUAAAUCAAUCUUUUUGUGA
Molecule: messenger RNA, 813 nt
Organism: Kazachstania africana CBS 2517
Lineage: Eukaryota; Fungi; Ascomycota; Saccharomycetes; Saccharomycetales; Saccharomycetaceae
Gene: POF1
Product: nicotinamide-nucleotide adenylyltransferase
Exons: 1
Coding region: 1-813 (270 amino acids)
Cellular component (GO): cytoplasm; nucleus
Molecular function (GO): ATP hydrolysis activity; nicotinamide-nucleotide adenylyltransferase activity
Source: RefSeq, a predicted model, not a curated record